Messenger RNA from Tetrahymena thermophila SB210, 933 nucleotides. RefSeq lists its product as hypothetical. NCBI's taxonomy places the organism in Eukaryota, Ciliophora, Oligohymenophorea, Hymenostomatida, Tetrahymenidae. The transcript has 2 exons. The record is from RefSeq and is a predicted model, not a curated record.
AUGUCCCUCUAAGAUAGUAUUAUAGUGGAGACUUAGUGCUACAAUAUUAUUUCGAAUCCCUUACAUUAGUCUGAUGUAUGUGGUGCAAAAUAUAUUGGAGAAGAAAGUUACUACACUAAAAGACCCAAUUACUCUGCUUAGUUUUAACUGGGAAACACAUAAGCUACUUUGUAAUUUAUACCAUCUAAUGAAUUUAACUAUAUUGGUCGUAGAACACUUUGCUUUUCAAGUCUAACAAAUCAUCAAGUUAAUGCCUUUGUCUAAUUAUUUGAAGAGAAAUUAAUUUCAAAACAAGUAGCUUACAUUAACUUGAAUAUAACUACUAAAGAUAGUGCUGAUGACUCGAUUGAUGGAACACUUGACAUAGGAGAGCCAGAUUUGUCUUUAGUUAAAUAAGGAUCUAACUUAGUUGAAUUGGAUUAAAGUGGUUAUUAAGAUUUAGGAAACUAUAGCUCUUAUUGCAAUAAGGUUACUUAUUCAGGAUAAAACUUAGACCUCUAUGGCUUUAUUCAUAUUAACUUUAAUUCUCCUUUCACCGUACUUCAUGAUGCAGCUCUUAAUUAAAUCCUUAGUACAUUUAAUUAAAAUGGUAUUAAAUACAGAAUAGACUAACCUUCAAAAUACAGGUCUCCUUUGAUUUAUUUACCUUCUGUAGAAAAGUUGGAACCUUUGCAAUUUUAAUUCAAAACAGUAGAAGGAAAUGAUUUUGCUAUUACACUCUAGGCUUAUCAACUUUACAAAUAGUUACCAAGCGGUGAAUACUAGUUAUUAAUCUAAAGUUAACUACCUUAUUUAAACUAUUAGUCUAUUGGCUCAGCUGUUUUUUAGGAUUACUAUAUUGGAAUUGAUUUUUAGAAAUAAUCAAUUCUCAUAGCAGAGAAAGCUUCAAGUUAAAAACUGUCUAAUUUCAGAGAAACAAAGAAUUUUUAUUGA